Syzygium oleosum is the source of this 2116-nucleotide messenger RNA. Its product is annotated as histone acetyltransferase HAC1-like. Gene Ontology annotation, biological process: regulation of DNA-templated transcription. Bases 735 to 1694 code for a protein of 319 amino acids. NCBI's taxonomy places the organism in Eukaryota, Viridiplantae, Streptophyta, Magnoliopsida, Myrtales, Myrtaceae. The transcript is spliced from 7 exons. Gene Ontology annotation, molecular function: transcription coregulator activity. The record is from RefSeq and is a predicted model, not a curated record.
UGAUACUAUUGGCUAGCUCUUGCACCUUACUAAGCGAAUUAAGGGCACCGACCCCGCAAUUACAUCUGAGCCCCUCCUCCUUCGCGCGUACUCUGUACGCAAUACAAAAGGCAGAAGAGUCCAAGCAGAGUCAAUACUACGGAUAAGGGUUGGAUUUCUCACGGGCUCAAAUUGAGACGAUCGUCGAUCGUCCCGAUCAAUCCGAUUGAUCCCCGAAUUGAGAUCACUGCCUACUGCACCGUCGCUCUUCUCGUCGCCGAUCGCACAUCGCUUCAGGUUAGUCGGUCCCCGAUUUCGUCCUCUCUAGCGUUUUGUUUCUCUUACUACCUGGGGGGGGCGGAUUCCGUGUCUUAUAAGGUUCCUGUUUCGCACCACGACGGUUCUCCAGUCCUUCGAUCUGCCUUCCGUUAUCAAAAGCUUUGAUUUUUUUUCAGCAUCCGGGUGUGAAUUUUUUUUCCCGAUUCUCUCCCUCUUCCCGUGCUUGAAAGAUUUUCCGGAAAGUGAUGUUGAAUGUCGUCUGCUGUUGCUUGUUUUGUUGAUGCUCUCUAUAAUCUCUCGUUACGGCUGCCUGCACUGGUGCCUCGCGGUAUUGGGUGUGGUUUGUUCGCUGUGAAAAGAGUUUUUUUUUUUUUAAUUAAUAUGUAUGUGAGCACCAGCUCGGGCAUGCGUAGACCCUUUGCGAGUUUUGAACGAUAGCAGGAAGGGUGAGCGAGAUCUUUUUGUAAAUUGAUUUGAUGAACGUAGAGGCAGAUAUGUCGGGGCAUGUAUCUAGUCAAUCGGGCGCUCAGUUGCCUGGGGUGUCCCACCAAAAUGGGAAUGCUGUCCCGGAUAUAGUAGCUGCAGGCGGCGGUGUCCCUCAUGCUGCGUUCGGGGUGGACACGGAUCUUGUCAGAGCUCGGCGCUACAUGCAAGAGAAGAUCUUUGUUCUCUUAGCACAGCGGCAUCAGCAGCCAAUUAAUGACUCGCAAAUGCAGAAGCUGAAGGAUAUUGUUAUACGCCUCGAAGACGGUCUCUUCAAAUCUUCUCACUCAAUGGAUGAGUAUAUGAAUUUGGACACAUUGGAGUCCCGGUUGCAUAGUUUGAUCAAGCGUCCAUCUCCUAAUAAUCAAAAUCCAGUCAAUCCUAUCUCAAUGACAACGAUGAUUCCAAGUCCUGGAUUGUCGCAUAAUGGGAGUUCGACCAUGACGGUGACAACUUCAGUGGAUGGACCUAUGAGUAAUAUAGCUGGGAGUAGUAGCGUGCAGCCAACGAAUGCAAACACGGGAAGCCUUAUGUCAAACAGAAUUAAUCCAAAGGCAUAUAUAUCGGGGCAUUUAUCUUGUCAAUCGGGCACUCAGUUGCCUGGGUUAUCCCAGCAAAAUGGCAAUGUUGUCCUGAAUAUAGUAGCUGCAGGCACUGGUGCCCUUCAUGCUGCGUUCAGCGUGGACACGGAUCUUCUCAGAGCUCGGAGCUAUAUGCAAGAGAAGAUCUUUGUUCUAUUAGCACAGAGGCAUGCACAGCCAAUUAAUGACUCUCAAAUGCAGAAGCUGAAGGAUAUUGUUAUACGCCUCGAAGACGGUCUCUUCAAAUCUUCUCACUCAAAGGAUGAGUAUAUGAAUUUAGGCACAUUGGAGUCCCGGUUGCAUAGUUUGAUCAAGCGUCCAUCUCUUAAUAAUCGAAAUCCAGUCAAUCCUAAUUCAAUGACACAACGAUGAUUCCAACUCCUGGAUUGUCGCAUAAUGGAAUUCGACCCUUAUGCGGAAGAACAGGAGGAGAAGAACGUGAGACAUCUGACUAGGGAGAACUCUCUAAUAAUGAAGUUUCGUUACUUGAAGCUUCUAAGGAGUCCUCAACAAAUUCGGCAUGAUUUAAUCGUCAUUUCUUGUGAAACCUUAUAUGUUAUGGGAUGUUAUUCUGAAUUUGCUAGUGAACUCGUGGGAUGACAGAGAGAUCCAAAGGCGUGAAACUUAACUGUUCAUGUGGUAAUUAAUGGUUUGCAAUUUGUUUAUGUGCCUGGUCAUGUGUCGUGUUAAGUAUUCCAAGCUCUGUUUAGACAGCAUUCGAGUAAUGUUCGAUGUUAUGAAACUUAUAAAGCUGGUGGCCCCUUAUAUUAUGGAACUAAUGCUGAUUUCUCGCA